AUGGUCUCUUUAAGGCCAUGCCUUCUUUUCAUUCUUCUCUGCAUUGCGAUAAUUAAACAUGCACAUUCCAACAACGAUAGGAAGACUUACAUUGUCUACAUGGGUGAUCAUCCUAAGGGCUUGGACUUAACUUCCGCACCUUCUCGUCAUACCACCAUGGCUCAAGAAGUCCUGGGCAGCGAUUUCAAACCCGAAGCUGUACUUCACAGCUACAAGAACUUUAAUGCAUUCGUCAUAAAGUUAACGGAAGAGGAGGCUAAAAGAAUGGCAGAAGUGGAGAACGUUAUCUCUGUUUUUCCAAACACCAAGAAUCGUCUUCACACAACGAGGUCGUGGAAUUUCUUGGGGCUUCCCCAGAAUGCGAAUAGAGCAACCACAGAGAGUGACAUAAUUGUGGGAGUAAUAGACACUGGUGUUUGGCCAGAGUCUGAGAGCUUCAGUGACAAAGGUUUUGGUCCUCCACCAACCAAGUGGAAAGGAUCAUGUCACAACUUUACCUGCAACAACAAAAUAAUUGGCGCAAAGUACUUUAAUCUGGAGCAUGAGUAUGCCAAAGAUGAUAUAGCAUCUCCUAGAGAUGCAGAAGGUCAUGGAUCACAUUGUGCGUCCACAGUUGCUGGAAACUCGGUGAACUCAGCAAGUGUAUUUGGCUUAGCCUCAGGGACUGCCCGCGGAGGAGUUCCAUCUGCCCGAAUUGCUGUGUACAAAACAUGUUGGAAGGCAGGAUGUAGCGAUUCUGACACCCUUCUAGCAUUUGAUGAAGCUAUUAGUGAUGGAGUAGACGUCAUUUCUAUUUCAACUGGAUCAAGCCGCCUAGUCCAUUUUCCGUAUUUUAAAGAUUCAAAUAAUAUAGGAAGUUUUCAUGCCAUGAAAAAGGGGAUACUAACCUCAAAUGCUGGCAAUAAUUUGGGUCCCCAUCUUUCCUCAAUGACAAAUUAUCCUCCAUGGUUACUUUCUGUGGCUGCUAGCUCUUUUGACAGAAAGAUUGUCACCAAGGUCAAGUUGGGCAAUGGGGAGGUUUAUGAGGGGGUUUCAAUUAACACAUUUGAUCUUGAGAGAAAACAGUAUCCACUCGUAUUCGGUGCGGAUAUACCUGACAUUGCUGGUGGACAUAACAGCUCCACAUCCAGGUAUUGCAAAAAGGACUCUUUGGAUAAACAUUCAGUGAAGGGAAAGAUUGUUGUGUGUGAAAGCAUUCAGAAUCCUAAAGACGUAGGGUUUUUAUUUGGGGCAGUUGGUAUUAUAUUUGGAAAUAAUUACCCUAAAGAUUUGACUGGAGCAUUUGCCUUGCCUGUUGUGGAGGUUACUCGAUGGGAUCAAAGACUCAUACAUUCUUAUAUAGCUUCAGCCAGAAAUGCAACAGCCACAAUAUUUAAGAGUGAAGAAGUAAACGAUGGACUAAUCCCUUUUAUAGCUUCAUUCUCAUCAAGAGGUCCAAAUCCAAUCACACCAAAUACUCUGAAGCCCGACAUCGCUGCCCCGGGAGUUGAAGUUAUAGCUGCAUGGUCUCCAAUUGAGCCAAUUUCAGGUGUUAAAGGUGACAAAAGAAGAGUAGAAUAUAAUGUAAUCUCAGGCACUUCAAUGGCAUGCCCUCAUGCUAGUGCAGCAGCUGCAUAUGUCAAAUCAUUUCACCCCAGUUGGUCUCCUGCCAUGAUCAAGUCUGCUUUGAUGACCACUGCUACUCCAAUGAGUCGUAUUCUUAAUCCUGAAGCUGAAUUUGCAUAUGGAGCUGGGCUUAUUAAUCCUGUUAAGGCAGCAAAUCCUGGUUUAGUGUAUGAUAUUAGUGAAGCAGAUUAUAUAAAGUUCUUGUGUGGAGAAGGGUAUACAGAUAAAGAGCUUCGAUUCCUAACUGCUGAUCAUAGUGGAUGCAAAGGAAAAGCUAAUAAGAAAGCCGUAUAUGAAUUAAACCUUCCAUCGUUUUCUCUUUUCGUAAAUGGCUCGGAUUUUAGUGGUGCUUAUCGAAGAACGGUAACAAAUGUGGGAUCAAACACUUCUACAUAUAAAGCCAGAGUAAUUGCUCCAUCUUUGUUAGAUAUUCAAGUGAAACCCAGUACUCUUUCCUUCACAUCUAUAGGGCGGAAAAAGUCAUUUUACGUCAUAAUUGAAGGCAGAAUUAAUGUGGAAAUAAUCUCUGCUUCUUUGAUGUGGGAUGAUGGCAGUCAUCAAGUUACAAGCCCAAUAGUAGUAUGGGGGAGUGUCUGA
Molecule: messenger RNA, 2202 nt
Organism: Sphenostylis stenocarpa
Lineage: Eukaryota; Viridiplantae; Streptophyta; Magnoliopsida; Fabales; Fabaceae
Source: the annotation of a GenBank genome assembly